GCAGGUUUGGGAGACGCUGGUGCAGUUUGCGGAUCAUUCGCAGAGCAUGAAGCGAUAAAGACAGUAAAAGAUGAAAUGUGUCAGUUCUAGUGUGUUAAUCUUGGUCCUCUGUAUUGGACCCAUCACAAGUCAGACAAAAACAACUUGGGUACCAUGGACAACACCGUUCUCCUUUACUACACUAGCACCAUCAACACCAGGAUGGCCCAGCUCUGCCAAUCCUUCAACAGCAAGUCAAACUAGUGCCAAACCACCUACAACACCAGGAUGGCCAAGCUCAAUCAAGCCUUCCACAGCAGUUCAAACAAGUACGAAUGGUCAGCCUACAACAAAGGAACCCAUAACAACAGGUGAUGAAAUUGUGUCUAGUACAAUGGAACCCUCAACAAAUUAUCCUUCGACAACAUAUGAAAAAGGUACACCUAGUACAAAAGUAGCCACAAUAAUACCACCUAUUACAGUGGUCAAUACAAGAGCAAGUCAGGGAAGCUCAUUCGCCACAAUAAUAAGAGAAGGUUUCACAACACCAGUCAAUGGACAACCUAGUACAGUGGUCCCUACAAGAGCAAGUCGGGGAAGCUCAUUCGCCACAAUAA
Messenger RNA from Owenia fusiformis, 596 nucleotides. The record is from the annotation of a GenBank genome assembly. Lineage: Eukaryota; Metazoa; Annelida; Polychaeta; Sabellida; Oweniidae.